UGAUCAUCAACUGACCAUUCCCCCCGGUGUAGCGAGUCGUAGUCAGAGAAAUUCCUGGAUUGCCUGAUCGAUUGGCUGUUUUACCACCCGUAGCGCCGGGGAAUAUGCAUGCUUGUACAUCCGGUCCUUGAGCUCCACGGAUGCGUUGAGUGUACCCCAUACUUUGAUAUUUUUGACUCUUAUCCUGCUGAAGACCUGAUAUGUAAUGUAUGGAGCCAACCAUCAUUACGUUUUCUCUUUUUUUCUUUUUUAAUUUUCGCAUUUUACCCCACCUCUACCCUCCUUUUGAUUUAUUUAAUUUAUUUAAUUUUUUAUUUUUAUUUUUAUUUUAUUUUUUUUAUUAUGAUGCAGUUGUUUAAGCGAGAAGAUCAGAACACUAUUGGAGAAAUAAGAAAAAUAGUCCGUUGUGUUUCGUUAAUUACAUCAAUACAUACCCAGUUUUUGUCCGCCCAGACGACACCAUCGAUCGAUCCAUUUAGUCGGGGAAUUUGGUGGGUUACUACUAUUAGCAAUCCGUCGACUUGGCCAGACCGCCCCAGUCCAGUCUGCGUCCACCGGAAGGGUGAAAGUGGAUAGCUCACUCUUUCCCCCCCCAACGGUUCCUGCAAACAUUCAGAAGUACAAGUACUGAGCUCUCCUCGACUGCAUUCCUUUCCUUCCUUCCCUCCAGUUCCUGCACAUCUACUCAAUACAUUUGGGUUCCUCCUUUUUCGUUGUCCUUAUUGUGGCGUAU
Messenger RNA from Aspergillus caelatus, 733 nucleotides. RefSeq lists its product as uncharacterized. The transcript has a single exon. NCBI's taxonomy places the organism in Eukaryota, Fungi, Ascomycota, Eurotiomycetes, Eurotiales, Aspergillaceae. The record is from RefSeq and is a predicted model, not a curated record. The coding region runs from base 109 to 576 and encodes 155 amino acids.